AUGUCAAAUCCCCAAUCACCGUUCUCAUUGGAUAUCAAGAACCUCAGCUAUGCAUUCCCUAAUAAGAAAGUUGGUCUCAGCCAUAUUAACCUUCAGAUACCUCACCAGUCCAAAGUACUGUUGGUGGGACCCAAUGGUGCUGGAAAGAGCACUCUUUUAAAGGUGUUAUCAGGUCAGAAAUUGGUAAAGGAGGGUUCCGUUCUGGUCAAUGGGCAUGAUCCAUUUGAACUUGGCGCAACCAGUAUUCCUGGAGUCGUUACGUACUUAGGUACAGAAUGGGCUAAUAAUGAAAUAGUCAAGAGAGACGUUCCAGUUACUGUCCUAGUUGCUAGCGUUGGUGGAGAUGACUAUGCGGAGAGAAGGGACCAUCUGGUCGACAUUUUAGAUAUUGAUGUGAAAUGGCGUAUGAAUCAAUGCAGUGAUGGAGAACGUCGCCGGGUUCAGCUGUGCAUGGGGUUACUCAAACCUUGGGACCUGCUGCUGUUGGACGAAGUAACCAUUGAUUUGGAUGUGCUGGUGCGAAGUCGUUUAUUGGAGUUCUUGACUCAGGAGACAGAAACAAGAAAGGCUACGGUUGUUUAUGCCACUCACAUAUUUGACGGAUUGGCCAAUUGGCCCACUAGGGUGGUGCAUUUGCGAGGAGGUCAAUUGGUGGACCACUUUGAAAUGUCACAAAUCCAGUUCACCGAGCCUACAGAGUCAUUCAAAACGGAUCCAACGGUUGCAGGCAAUCAAGUACGAAUUCCAAGAACAAACAGCCUACACCCAUUGGCAUUACAUUGGCUAACUAAGGAUCUCAAGGAUCGUGGGGAACGUUCCGAAGAUAAGACAAGACCGAGGUGGAAUGACCAGUCCCAGCAUGACGAAAACGUAUACUACCGUGACUCCGAAAGUAUAACAUCUUACUUCAAGACGACAAGAACCGUACGGUAA
This is a messenger RNA of Komagataella phaffii GS115, 933 nucleotides long. RefSeq lists its product as uncharacterized. The transcript has a single exon. The coding region runs from base 1 to 933 and encodes 310 amino acids. NCBI's taxonomy places the organism in Eukaryota, Fungi, Ascomycota, Pichiomycetes, Pichiales, Pichiaceae. Gene Ontology annotation, molecular function: ATP binding; ATP hydrolysis activity. The record is from RefSeq and is a predicted model, not a curated record.